Patiria miniata (bat star) is the source of this 792-nucleotide messenger RNA. Its product is annotated as cytochrome c oxidase assembly factor 1 homolog. Gene Ontology annotation, biological process: mitochondrial respiratory chain complex IV assembly; mitochondrial respiratory chain complex I assembly. Gene Ontology annotation, cellular component: mitochondrial inner membrane. The coding region runs from base 191 to 628 and encodes 145 amino acids. NCBI's taxonomy places the organism in Eukaryota, Metazoa, Echinodermata, Asteroidea, Valvatida, Asterinidae. The transcript has 6 exons. The record is from RefSeq and is a predicted model, not a curated record.
AUUCGUCUGCCCCGUUUUACAAAUGUUUUACAUGCUUUAUUCGCGUUCGCAAUCCUAUUCUGUUCAUUGCUCUAUGGUUGCACGAUAUAGCCCUACAAAGUGAACGCCGAGUUAGCGGAUUGCCAAUGUGUGCACUGCACAAUCAUCAGUGGUGACAGGUAUUUCUAAGGCAGUUGAUUGGUCCCACACAAUGAGUUUGCCUACUCUCAAGAAGAUUGCAGCAUAUGGUGGGGUGUUGUCUGUUCUAGGAGCCGGGUAUUUCUUCAAGAAAAUUCAAGAUGGACUUGCUGCUGGUUCCUACUACUCACAAUCCAUGACAAUCCUCAGAGAACAUCCAGGAGCAUCAGAGGUUCUGGGCCACCCCAUCCGAAGCAAGUUUCUCAAUCUCGGAGACUCUUUCAAUGUUGUCAACGCAGCUGAAGCCAAGCUUGCCAUACCUGUGAAAGGAAGUAAGCGAAGAGGAACACUGUACACGUGGUCUGACAGACAAGGGCAGGGGUGGGAAGUCAAGAAGUUGCAGCUUCAGUUGAGAGACACAAAGAGGAAGGUGACUAUCUAUGCGAUCGGGGCAAAGUCAGAAGAAGGUGAUAUGGACAAUCAGGAUGCUGCAGAGGUAGUGGAUGACUGAAUCCUGGCAAGGAAAGGGUACCCAUGUGAUGGACCAGCAUGCCGUAAGCUAUGGCGAAGCCCCAUCCACGUAGCCAGCGCUGCAUGAAGCAUACCAGGACAGUGGGGUGGAAGAACAUGGCCACUAGCUCACAGUACAGGAGGAAUGCCCCAAGGAGAACCACA